Messenger RNA from Pogona vitticeps (central bearded dragon), 1614 nucleotides. Lineage: Eukaryota; Metazoa; Chordata; Lepidosauria; Squamata; Agamidae. The record is from RefSeq and is a predicted model, not a curated record.
GUGAAAGAGCGCCCGUUAGUCUUCUUAGGUUUUGGGAACAGAGUGGAGAUUUCUCUCUUGGCUGCCUCCAUUUCCCAGCAACAUGACCACUUCUUAUAGGCAGUACACCUCUACCUCUUCAUUGAGGGGACCCUCUUUCGGUGGGGCUUCCUCCUCUGUCCAUCUUGGUGGAGGAUACAGAACUCCCAGCAUCCAUGGAGGAGUUGGGGGCAUGUCUGUCUCUACUUCCCGCUAUGUCUCUGGAGUCGGCAGUGCCCUUGGUGGGGGCUUUGUGGGCAGCGGCUUUGGGGCUGGCUUCGGGGGUGGUUUUGGAGGAGGAUUUGGUGGUGGCUUGGGUGGCACCUUUGUCGCUGCUGGUGAUGGCCUUCUGGCUGGGGGUGAGAAGGCGACCAUGCAAAACCUGAAUGACCGCCUGGCUGCCUACCUGGAUAAGGUGCGGGCCUUGGAGGAAGCCAACACUGAGCUGGAGGUUAAGAUCAGGGAGUGGUAUGUGAAACGAGGACCUGCUCCAGACUGCGACCACAGCAAUCAUUUCAAGGUCAUUGAGGAUCUGCGCAGCAAGAUUCUAGCUGCCAAUGUUCACAAUGCCAACAUCCUCCUGCAGAUUGACAAUGCGAAGCUGACUGCCGAUGACUUCAGAACCAAAUUUGAAUCAGAGCGUGCACUUCGCACAAGUGUCGAGGCUGACAUCCAUGGCCUGCGCAAAGUCUUGGAUGAACUCACCUUGUCCAGGUCUGACCUGGAAAUGCAGUUAGAAAAUCUCAGGGAAGAGCUGGCUUACCUGCAUAAGAACCAUGACGAGGAACUGAAAGUCCUCCGAAGCCAGAUGGGUGGAGAAAUCACUGUGGAGAUGGAUGCUGCUCCUGGGGUGGACCUCACUAAGAUCCUGGCGGAGAUGCGAGAACAAUACGAGGCCUUGGCAGAGAAGAACCGCAAGGAUGCCGAGCAGUGGUUCUUCACCAAGACUGAAGAGCUGCACCGGGAAGUUGCCAUGAAUACGGAGCAAUUGCAGAGUGGCAAAUCGGAGAUUGUAGAGUUAAGACGCACCCUCCAAGCCUUGGAAAUAGAGCUGCAGACACAGCUCAGCAUGAAAUCGUCCCUGGAAGGCACCCUGGCAGAAACAGAAGGCCGCUAUGGCACCCAGCUUAGCCACAUCCAGCUCAUGAUCACUGGCGUGGAAGAGCAGCUAGCCGAACUGCGUUCUGACAUGGAGCGCCAGAACCAUGAAUACCAGGUCCUCCUUGAUGUCAAGACCCGCCUGGAACAGGAAAUCAACACCUACCGUCGCCUGCUGGAAGGAGAGGAAGCCCACAUUUCUACUCAGUAUUCUUCAGGGCCCAUAACCACUCGCCAGGUUCGCACGAUUGUUGAGGAGGUAAAAGAUGGAAAAGUGAUCUCGUCCCGUGAGCAGGUCCAUGUCUCUGGACGUUAGGCCUGCAAGCAUAUGUGACACACCAGCCUGUUUCUCCUACAUGAUGCUCGUCAAGUGUCCAGCCUCCUGCUCUGUUCCCAACCAUCCCCACAAGCUGAGAUUUCUCAUAUGGCUGCAUCCACAAGGCUCAAUAAAGGCUUCCCUCCUUUCAUUCAUGCACAACCUGAGGUUUGGUUUUAUUU